GGAAGAUUUAAGUUAGGAUUUAGCUUCCUGGUUGGGCUUUGCGUUGGCAACUCUUUAAUUAAAAACAGCUUCUCAAAUCACCAUACACGAUCCGUGCCCCCUCAGUCCAACUUCAGGUUUCCCUUCUUCACUGUACGACAGUCCGGGGUGUCACAGCUGCGACAUAUAUAACUAGCUACGCAUGCUGGCCUACGCCUAAUUCCAACAAUAUAAAGCUUGCACUCCUCCCGCAGGUCUACCCGGCGGAACAUGUAUGAGGAUGAUUGCGACUCGCGUACAGCCUCUGUUGGUUUGCUGAGGACCCGAAAAAAGCACGCCUUCUCUGAAUCUAAGAAAAUAUCCUCUAUAGGGACAUCUGAGAAACGCCGAUCAGGAAAGAAUCUCACGUUAGGUCGUCGCGACAUUCAAGACUUUGUCCCCAAAGGCACAUCAUUUACCUCUACACUGCUAGAAGUUGAUAGCUCAUCUAGCUCGAGUCCCGAUACGGCCAUGGAGAAUAAAAGCAGUGAUGACACCACCACGGACCUCGUGCCAUCAUCCGUUUCGCCGCCCGCAUCUCGAGGAAUGGCACCCGCAAUGAAUUGGAACAAACUCAGUAAAGGCACUGUCAGGACCGCUCUUCGUGGGCGACGCCAAGCGGACACGCCUGAUUCAUCUGCAGCAAAUUCAUUUGAGGCUGUCAAUGGGAAAUACUGGCGCAGUCGGAGUGCGUCUGCUUCGUCUGCCGGAAGUGGCGAUGGUGAGCAUCAUCGCCGAAUGCACGGACAAGGCCAAAGCGACUCCGAAACAGAUGCUUGUCGGAGUAAGGCUCAUGUCGGAACGAAUGUAGGCCAAAAGACUUUCACUGCAGAGUUCUCUGAUAUGGAUUCUGGAGAUGACACGGAUGGCAAUAAUGACAUCGUUCUUAACCUGAGUGGUUUGCCUAAAACAGAUGAGAGGAUUGAGGCCACUGGGGAGCUACAUGGUCCUGGCCGUGAAAUGGCCCACCAAGGUAGCGACGUGCCAGGCGUUCAAAAACUUAAUGGGGAGAUUCUCAGCGAACCACAUGGCUCGAACCUCUCUGUGCAAACUGAAAACAAACUACCAGAAGACGAGAUUUAUUGUGAUGGUAAUAGAGGAAACGCCUUGUCUGGAGGCCCAAAGGCCGAGGCGAUUCGUUUGUUUCGCGCAAAGUACCCUUCAGAUCCCACUACCCUUGCUGAUCUCACUCGUGUUGAUUUGGAGACUCAGGCUAGGUAUAUAUUUCUCGAUUUGGAGCCAGAAGAUCUUGACCUCAGCCUGCCCAUAACAUGUAUUGAUUGUAUGAAGGAAGGUCAUCUGGCGGAUAUCUGUCCCAAUAAGGAGUGUGAACAUUGCGGAGCAUGGUCUGUUCAUGAAAGUCGAUUUUGUCCUUCCCGGCGAAGAUGCCAACGUUGCAGAGAACGGGGUCACGACGCAGAAGCGUGCUCUUCUCUUUUGAAAGGCUCAGCCGCGGAAGAACCCUGUGACUUUUGUGGUUCCGGCGACCAUACCGAGUGCGAAUGUGACUUGAUAUGGAAGCUCCCCAAGCGAAACCCAACCUCAGGCCGCAUAUUUAUUUCCAUAUCCUGCUGUCACUGCACGAGUAAUCGCCAUCUGGUCGGAGAUUGUCCUACUCGCAACUUUCCAAUGAACUCUUCUUCCUUCAGUCUUAAACAUUUUGACCCCUCAAUGUUCUCCAACCUAAACACCUUCCCUGUUACCAUUUCUGGCAAGGGAACUAGUAACCAGAGAAAUUCUGGAUACAAGAUCAGAGGCCGCGCGAGAGGCCAUUCACCAUCUCCCGAGAGCGAUGGAGCUUUCGGACAACCAGAUAGUUGGAACCCAACAACACACCGUUCACCUCCACGUGGACGCAUACGCUUCAGCAAUGGAAUUGGGCGUGGCAGGAAUCUUGAUGAUGAUACACGUCGGCCCCAAGGCUCCGGGAAGGGACCGCAAAACCCUAAUGAUUAUCGCCGUGAUUAUAGAGAACGAGACCAAUAUUUCGGUAACAAUACGCGUCAACGCUCUCUGUCGCCUAUCCGACCUUCAACCCGUCAAGGCAACGGGGCAAGCAGUUGGCAACCUAGGGCUAGAGGUGGUGGUAAUGGUGGUGGAGGUGGAUCUCGAGGUCGUGGAAGAGGGGUCAAAAGGGGUUCAAAUAGGGAAACAUAUCGACCUAUGCCCAGCGCGGCUCAGAAAGCAUGGGACCAACAUAGACUCUGAAAUGACAUGGAAGAAUUGAAAUACUGCAUGGACGUUUAGCUGACUGCAUCUUGGCGUUUCUGCGUAUAUUAGAUGCCAUUCUGCUUCUUCUGUUGAGAUACCUAUCUGGUAACAAUCAUGCGGAUUUAUGUUUUGAUACUAUGCUAUAUUUAUCUCCGGGUUUUCAGUGAUAUUAUCACAUAUGACAAAAUGAUGCCAAAACAAUGGCGACUAUCAGACUCUAAUUGGAUAAUUUCAACAUCGUCGUAGAUAUUCUCCAGGGCACUGACAACCAAACGGACAUACCACUUCCUUUACCCUAAAUACCAUGGGACUGAACACCAAGGCCUCUCCACGGUCUUCUAUCUGUAAUGUCGGAAAUAUACAUCACCGUACCCAUGUCUGCAUAAUCCUAGAGAUUCUCCACAGAAUCCGCAACCCCAUCCUCCAAGAUGGAAAUUAUGUCAUCUAGGCGCUCAACGCAGAAGUGCGUAUGCUCAUGCUCCUUCACGGCUUGAUUGUGGUCGUUUAGUAGGAGGAUCGUAGCAGCCCCUGCUAGGUGACCAGCUGUCAUGUCGUCAAGACUAUCGCCGACCUAUAUAUGUAUAAUUGUCGCAUUUUAAGUUUUGUGUAUUUCUUGUAUAAUUGAAUUCAGAUGCCGAUGACGCUAUAUAGCUGGGAUAUGUUUCAAGGGAGGAAUAAAAUCCACCAUUAUUGGAAAAAUUAAGCUUGUAUAGUUUACGUACCAUGAUCAGCUCUUCUGAUUUUAUGCCCCAUUCUUUAGCUAUAUGUAAAAUCCCUGCCGGAUCUGGCUUUGGGAGUAUGUCUGGAGUGUCGCGGGUUAUGAUUGGGAGGAAUUCAUGCGUUGGGAGGUGAGUUGUUAGAAGGUGGUUUACAGGGGUUCUAUAAGAAGGGCUAUUAGCAAAU
Molecule: messenger RNA, 3132 nt
Organism: Blastomyces gilchristii SLH14081
Lineage: Eukaryota; Fungi; Ascomycota; Eurotiomycetes; Onygenales; Ajellomycetaceae
Product: zinc knuckle domain-containing protein
Exons: 2
Coding region: 250-2226 (658 amino acids)
Molecular function (GO): nucleic acid binding; zinc ion binding
Source: RefSeq, a predicted model, not a curated record